Molecule: messenger RNA, 1152 nt
Organism: Gloeophyllum trabeum ATCC 11539
Lineage: Eukaryota; Fungi; Basidiomycota; Agaricomycetes; Gloeophyllales; Gloeophyllaceae
Exons: 3
Coding region: 1-1152 (383 amino acids)
Cellular component (GO): catalytic step 2 spliceosome
Molecular function (GO): RNA binding; zinc ion binding
Source: RefSeq, a predicted model, not a curated record
AUGCAGCGGCCUUUCGAUCUCGACAUCAUAAAUAUACAAGACAAAGGUCAGGAAAAGUGGAAGAAAAAAUAUGUCUACUGGAUCCCGGCUCUGCACCUAGAGGGCAAGGAGAUAGCCAAGGGCCGGUGGGACGCGCAGACGGACGAUGGGAGGAGUCGUUGCUUUAACUGCGGUUCCAAGGAGCAUAUGGUUUCAUCAUGUCCUCUCCCCCUUGAUCGACAACUCAUAUCUCUUUCGCGCCAACUCCGGAACUUCUACCAUGAGCUACGCGACGGGCCAGGGCAAGGUAGGCGCUUCCAUGUAGUCGAGGAUUGGAAGAACCAACGACUCAGGUGGCUUGAUGAAUUCGAACCUGGGCAAGUAAGGGGAGCACUCCUGCGCGAAGCGCUCCAGUUAGAAGACGGUGAUCCCGGGGAGAAUGCCCCUUGGCUGAAAAACAUCGCCGUCUGGGGUUACCCCCCAGGCUGGACUGGUGAGAGGGAUCCAAAGGAGAAAGUAGCCAUGCGCAUCGUCGACCUGGAUGAAGAGGGCGGUAGCGACGAUGCAGAUGACGAAUCUUUUUUCAUUUUUGGGGAGCGCGGGGACGAAGAAGUCAACAUCAAGCUCCCUAUGGUUACUGCAGAGCCAUCUAGCCUUGACGAUGACGGCUCCAACAUCAACAAAACUACAGAAGCAGUUAGUGCCUGGGGGGAUGUCACGACUGAGCGCAACGACGCUAUCGAGCAAACAAAACGUGGCGUACUAGCCGUCAGUGGAUCCAGACGGGUGCGUCGAUGGGCGCAGUACCCAUCUACCUACUUUUCAUCCGAAUUGCUACCUGUAUAUGUCGGCGUGGCGCUCCCGCCCUUGUCGCCUGCAGGAGACGUACCUGCGUCAGCCGAUGGCGAUGGCACCUAUACGUUAGACCGUGAAACCCUUUGGGCUAAUAUCCUGGCAGGUCAUAGGGUGGGCUCAGCUGCGCAUGCCGUUCAUCUCAUUACAACGCCGGGACUGCCUCCUGCUCCACCUGGUUCGCCUCCUCCACCACCGCCGCCACCGGAGUUGCCACCCCCUCCACCACCGCCUCCCAUUUCCGGCACACUCAACCUGCGCGCUUCUUCUGGUUCUGCCCAGGCCGACGAGGAUGACAAAGACAUGGAUUUAUCGGAUUAG